AUGUCAGACCUAUUACGGAACACCGAUGACGGCGAAGCACCACAGCCGUCGCCACGACCUAAGCCCAAUCCACGACCCGUAACCAUGUCGAGCCUUUCAAUAGUAGAGGCCGAUGAGUGCUCUUCUGAUUCGUCUGCUGAUUCGAGUGCUUCACUUAACACUAUCAGGCCGAGUUCAAGUGAAGAGGUUGCAUCCGCCAGUCACUGGACGAAAUUCUUCGAUCAAGAAUUCUACUUCGACGUCGACAGUGAUACGCAGAAAGCGAGAUAUCACGUCUACUUCACGCCACCAACAGACGUCAAGAAAGGCCCUCUCUUUAUCUGCCAUCACGGAGCUGGUUCAUGCGGCUUGUCCUUUGCCUUGUUCACCCGCGAGCUACGGAAACGACUACCAGACGCCGGCGUUCUGAGCCUCGAAGCACGAAACCAUGGCUCUAUCGUCACGAACCCACAGUCAGGAGAAGAGAUCGUCGACUUCAGCCUGGCAACCAUGACCGCCGACGCCGAAACAAUGAUCAACAUGACCAAGCAGGAGCUCGGCUGGACCCAACUCCCACCUACCGUCCUCCUCGGCCACAGCCUAGGCGGCUCCAUAGUCACACAGCUAGCAGUCAACUACGCCCUCGGCAAUGCAAUAAUAGGCUACUGCGUAAUCGACUUUGUCGAAGGCUACGCGAUCGAAGCCCUCCAACAAAUCGCCAGCUACCUCGCCACCCGGCCCAAGAUCUUCAGCAGUCUUGACGAAGCAGUCCAAUGGCACGUCCGCACCCGCACCAUCCGCAACCCAGAAAGCGCAGCGAUAAGUGUCCCGAGCAUGCUCACACGAUUGCCAUCGGGGAAGUACGUAUGGAAAACCGAUUACAGCGCCACGCAGCCCUGGUGGGAUGGCUGGUUCCGAGGUCAGAGCCAGAAAUUCCUCACGGGUAGAGGAGCCAAAGAGUUGAUACUGGCUGGGACUGAUCGGCUAGAUAAAGAUCUUAUGAUUGGGCAGAUGCAGGGGAAGUUUCAGCUGGUGGUUGUGCCUGAGGCGGGACAUUUUGUGCAGGAGGAUGUGCCGGAGAAGACUGCGCAGUUGCUGGUUGAGUUUUUCGGACGGAAUGAUAGAAGUGCUAUGGUGUUGCCUCCAAAGGUGUCGGAUUUACUUGCUCAGGGGAAGAAGGUCUGA
Recurvomyces mirabilis is the source of this 1164-nucleotide messenger RNA. It is a transcript of the gene PPE1, whose product is annotated as Protein phosphatase methylesterase 1. Gene Ontology annotation, biological process: protein demethylation. The transcript has 2 exons. Gene Ontology annotation, molecular function: protein methylesterase activity. Lineage: Eukaryota; Fungi; Ascomycota; Dothideomycetes; Mycosphaerellales; Teratosphaeriaceae. The record is from RefSeq and is a predicted model, not a curated record. The coding region runs from base 1 to 1164 and encodes 387 amino acids.